This is a messenger RNA of Cuscuta europaea, 5894 nucleotides long. The record is from the annotation of a GenBank genome assembly. NCBI's taxonomy places the organism in Eukaryota, Viridiplantae, Streptophyta, Magnoliopsida, Solanales, Convolvulaceae.
AGGGGCGCUACAGAAGAGAGAGAGUCCCGAGCAACAACUAUAGAAGCACGAGGGGGAGAGAGAGAUUGGGGGUGCGAGAAAAAUCUGUGACCCUUUGUGAAAAAGGGGAUCUUUGAAAAGAAUCGAUUUGGGUGGUGACGGAGAAGGGAGCAUUUCUUGGAUUUCCGGUAACUCCGGCAUCAUAUCCGGCGAAGACUUAUGCGUCCGGAGAGAACACAAACUUCACAGAGAAGCACAUACACCACCUUUAAGGAUUGACUUUUCCAUCUGGGUCUUGUACUUGAUUCUCCUCCAAUGGAGCGUAACAGAGAGGGUAGAAGAGCGAGUUUGGUAGCCGCUACCAAUGGCUUAUCCAGAAGGAGGCACAGACCCAACAGUCUCCGAGACUCCCCAGACGAAGACGGUCCGGCGGAGUUUUCUGAAUCGGCGAGGUUAAGAGAGAGAGUAAAGAAAGAUCGAGAUCGGGACCGGGAGAGAGAUAGAGAGAGGGAGAGGUCCAGUAGGAGUAAAAGGAGGAGAGGCGGAGAUAGAUUGAUUCACGGGAGUGAUAGAGGCGACGAUAGUUCGGCGGAGAGUAACUAUGAUGAGGAGUGCGAGGAUGACGACGGCAACCACCAGCAUCAGAGCAACGGCGGCAGCGGCGCUAGGUCGUUACCUCCAAAUCCUCUGGCGGCGGCUGCUGCUGCUUCCUUUCCCAACCAUCAUCACCCUAGCAGUAACACCAUCAAUCACCACCAGCAGAACCAUCUUCAGCACCGCAAGACUUUUCCGCCGAACAGUACAAAUGUUCUGAGGACAUCCCCUGUCUGGAAGUCCGGAGAUGAAAUGAUCGGCGGUAUUUCAGUCCCGAGAAAAGCUCGCUCAGCACAUACGAAGAGGUCUCAUGAUUGGGUUUCAUGCAAUAGCGGCGCCACCGCCGCCGCGAACGGUGGUGGAGUAGGAGGAGACCAAAAUCACCAGCAAGCAUCAACUUCGCCUGUGAGACAGAGUCUUGCGCUAUCGCCUACUUCUUCUAAUGCUUCCGGCCGGAAAAAGAUCAAGGCGAACAGUGGAGCUAAGCAGAGACCGCCCAAAACAUCAUCCUCUAAAUCCACUUCGUCAAACCGGGAGGAGCUGGAGAUAGAGAUUGCGGAGGUUUUGUACGGUUUGAUGACUCAAUCACAAGCUCCUCCUCCCAAGAAAGAAGUUGCAGCAACUAAUGAUUCCAGGGAAGUCGCAAAUAACAGAUCCGGUGGCGGCUGUGGCGGAGAUGCUGUGUCAUCACCUGUUUCCAACACUCAGUCACCGGCAAUUCUGCCUAUGAGCUCAAACUCCCCUUCUGCACCUUUUUCUGCUACUGCUCCUAAGAGGAAGAGACCGCGGCAAGUUCUUGAGCCUCAGAGCAGUCCUAGCAUUAGGAGCAGCCCAUCUUCUGCUUUUACAAAAUCUCAGAUCGACCAGACCAUGACGAUGAAGGCAGAAGCUUCUUCACCUAAUUCAGAGAAGACUGCAUUUGAGAAUAAUGGCGGCUCUUUGUAUUCGUAUGCUUCGCAGGGUAAGACUUUAUCAUUAGAUCCAGUGCCAGAAUCCAUGGCCGUGGUGGAAUCUGAGACCAGGCCAGCGGCAGGUGAACUCUCAUCUAGAGAAGACCAGGGAGGGGUUGGGAAAGUGGAGGAGGUUGCCAUCUUGCUAAACAAGGAAUCAGCUGCUGCUGUUACAGCAGAAGACAACAAUCGUGAUGAUUCUACAUCGACGGUUCCUGCUGCUACAACCAACAAACCUUCAGAUAGGUCUGAAGCUGAAAACCACACAGAGAAGAUCCAGAUAGAUCUGAUGCUAAGGCCUUCAUCUGAAGGGGAAGGAGAAGGAGAUGUCAAUUUUUGUUCCACUACAGUAGAUCACAAGAGAGGUGCAUCUAAUUCCAUCAAUCCGGAAAUGAAGCUUGACGAUGGAGAAUUGCGAAAGAUUGAUGAACAGAGUGUGGAAGUUGAAGAGAAGAAAGGGAGAGCUGAAGUAGUAGUAUCUGAUAAGAAGAUUGUUGAUGCUAAGGGAAGGGAUAUUGAUCUUCAGCUUGAUUUAGAAAAACGGGAAUGGGAUAGCGGGACUGCCAAUAACAGAUCACAGCAGCCAACUCAAAAACAGCAACCGCCAUCACUGCCGCCACCUUCAGCAAGAACCAACAAGGAACAAUCCAAUAUGGUUGUGGAGAAAUCUAGUCAAUCAGGCUCUUUGCCAAUGUCUAUGGCUAGCUGGUCUGGCGGGCUUCCUCCAUUGGGAUAUAUGGCACCACUGCAAGGAGUUCUAGCCAUGGAUGGAAGCACCAUUCCCUCUACACCAUUGCAGCCAGUGUUUACUCAACCUCGUCCAAAAAGAUGUGCCACACAUUGUUACAUUGCAAGGAAUAUACACUUACUUCAGCAGUUUAUGAAAAUGAACCCCUUCUGGCCACCAUCUGCGACCCCUUCAUCUUUGUUUGGUUCCAACGCAUGUAAUCUUAAUGUCGUCCCGGCAACUGAGUUUAAUGGAAACAUUGUUGGGAGGGGUGGGAGCACUGGUGGGCUGGAUAAGGGGCCUGGACUUGCCAUUUUUCCUGGUUUUGGUAGCAAAGAUAAAGGCUCUCAAGCACCUAAUAUUCCGGAUCCUGUUCACAGAAAGCAGCAGCAGCAAAUUCUCUUGCAGCAACCAUUACCGCCCCCUGCUGCACCUAAUAGCUUACUGCCAGGGCAUACUUACAUCAUUCCAUUGAACCAGCAACAAGCUGGCCCUCGGCCUGGGGCCUCAAAGUCCCCUGCUGCAGCGACUGGUGCCCAACAUGCUUUAUCAAAUGUAACAAAUUCUGGUGCUGGUGGUAGCAAUGCCUCUGCUACAGCUGGUGGUGGAACUCAUGCUGCCGUUAGUUUCAGUUAUCCGAAUGUGCCACCUAAUGAAACGCCAUACUUGGCAAUUCUACAAAAUAAUGGAUAUUUUCAGAUACCAGCAGUAGGUGCACCACUGAAUUACAGAGGAGCACAUCCACCCCAGCCUUUGCCAUUGUUCAAUGGCUCUUUUUAUUCUCCGCAGAUGAUUCAUCCACAACAGCUUCAACAGCAGCACCAGCAACAACAAACAAACUCACAAUCCAAGCAAAUGCAGCAAAACACUAGCAUGUCAAGCGGUUCCUCUUCGUCCCAUAAACACUUGCAAAACCAGCAGAAGCGUUCUCAAGGACAUGCUGCUGUCAAUGGCAACAAUGGAAAUGGAAAUGGAAAUGUUCAUAACUUCCCUGUCUCGAAGAGCCAUACAUCUCAAUCACAGCAGCAUCUACAGAGUCAGAACAUCAUACCCCCGCCUCAAGCUCGUCACAUUGAAAAUGAGUUGGGCGGCGGAGAUAGCCCAUCAACUGCUGAUAGUCGAGCACGUCCACCAGUCAAUGCAUACAAUCAGAAUUAUAUGAUGCAGAUCCAUCAUUCCAAUUUUGGUAUGAUGGCAACUUCUCCAGCUACCAUGGGUGUUGUAUCUGCUGCCCCUACAAGCAGUAGUGGAAAUCAGAAUGACAAGAGGCAGCAGCAACAGCAUUCCUUGAAAACUGGACUAGAAUCAAUGAUGCCUCAGAAUUUCACAAUGCCAUUUGCACCUCUAAGUACUGGGGGUUCUGCUCCUGGAAUUGACAUGUCAUCUGUGGCGCAUAACCAUGCUAUAUUUCAGUCUUUGCCUGAGGCUGCCAGGCAAAACUUUCAGAUGGUGGCAGCAGCUGCUGUUGCUGCCUCUCAGCAGAAGAAAAACUAUAGAGAGGAGGGUAGAGGUGGCGUUGGGUCUGGUGAUCCAAUGACUGCUGCGGUUGCUGAUGAAAGAAAGGUUUUGCAAGGAAAGGCAUCACCAGCUCAUCCUGCUGGUUUCAGACCAUCUAUGGGAUUCUCAGGGUCUGAUGGCACAGAUGUUUCUGCUUCCAAAAUGACUGCUAACACCAAUGUAAUGGAUACCUCAAGGGCAUCCAUGAGUCCAGCUUGGACUGCACGUGCUGUCAUGCCAUGCUCUCCAGGGAGUGUCAUUUCAAAUGCUCAGUUACAUGCUCAAUAUCAACAGCAGAUGGUGCAGCAGCUUCAAAAGCAGCAGCAGCAGCAAUUAGGCACAUCCGUCAACCGUACUAAAGCACCUACAACUAUUAAUAAUGGUACUGCUGAAUAUUUGACUUCAUCUGUUGGCACUGGUGGUGUGAAGUUCUCGAACACAAUUUCUGCUUUUCCUCAGAAUCUUGUCCAGAUAAGUGGCAAUACCAGUAGUAGCCCCACUCACUCUUCUCCCCAGUGGAAAGCUUCUGCUGCGAGAGCUUCUACCUCCCAAGCAGCACAGACUUCUUCAUUGGUGUCUGCUUCAUCAUCUCAUAAAAACCAUACUCAGCAGCAGCAGCAAAUGAGAAUGCAACAGAAUCACACCCAAAUAUCUUUUGGGACAAAUCAUAAAUCAACUGUGCAAGGGCAGCAUCACCCCCCACCAAGCAGCAGUAAUCAAUCGCAGUCUUCAACAAUGAUGGCUGGAUCCCCAACUACAUCCUCUAUCUCAAAAGGGGCCAGUGGCAGUAGUCCGAGAAGAGCUAACUCUGCGUCCAUGAGUAACAAAAAUGACCAGGCUCCAACAAUGGCACCACAACAGGGCGGGAAAGCAUCUGUUCAACAAAUCGCCAACCAGAAGUCGUCAUCUCCAGCAGGUGGGAGGAGCACUCCUUCAAUUCUUGGAAACCAACAGCACAUUCCUACAACCUCGGGCAGUGGAAGCAAAAGUCAAAUACAGCAGCAGCAUUUGCAGAAAAGUGUAGCGCAACAAUCUCAGCUCUUCUUCUCGGGUUCUUAUGGGCAAUCACAAUCUACAAGCACUGGUUCUGCUUCUGCCACUAGUGGUUAUUUUGCUCAAAGGAGGCGGCCGGAACAGCAACAGCAGCACCCUCUGAGUUCAACAGUGCCACCAACCUCUCCAACUGGUAUGUUAAAUAUGUGUCCUGUUUCUUUGGGUGGAGGGACCAUUUCCAAUCCUGGAAAAUCAAAUGCAGCCACUGCAGCGGCUUCUGCAAAUUUGAGAGGUAUCAGCGUGCCACCACAACAAGCUCUUCAUGCUGCCCAGUUUUCAUCACAGUCAUCUGGGAAUCAGCAUCACAUUUUGCCUGCUGGUUUCUCAUAUGUUCAACAGCAUCCAUCUGCUGCUUCUGUGAAACCUACAGAGCAAAAACAGCCUGCUGGUAAGUAACUGUAAUUCCAUCUUCCGGCUUUAUGGAGUUAAUGUUUUGGAACUCCGCUUUAGAGAGUAUGGGGCGUUUAAGAUUGAAUGAGGACUAGUUUUUGAAGCAUAGCAAUAAUUUCUUGACCAGGAAAUGAUAGUUUGCAUGCAUGCUGGCAGCUUGACAAGGGAUGAAUGUGUGAUCAUUAGCCAAUGAGGCAGGAGUUCCUCCUGUGAAUCCCAAAAAAUCAAGGGCCCACAAAACUUGAAGUUCAGCACCAUGGAGUGGGCUAAACGUGAUGUGGCUUUAUGCAUGAACGUGGGUUGUUUUGAAGCAUUGAUGGAUGGAUGUGUGUAUAGUCUGAUGGCAUGGGGAUGAAAAAAAUUGACUUUUAAGGAAAAAGGAUGAUCGUGUUGAAUGACUAGAAGGAAGAAGUUUAGCUAAGAAGCAGAAGAAUGUCCUGGGUUAGCGUUUAGCUUAUGGGAUCGAUCAUUCUGCCCGUUUUUCGAUCUUCUGUUUUUGGGGUUAGGCGUAGCAAAGGGUUCGUUGUUAUUCGUUAUUCUUUUUCUUUCCUUGGGAGUUUUUAACUGCAGAAAUGAAAAAGCAGUUUCUGGACAGAGUCCUGUUUUGAACAUAAACAUAUAUGUAUGUAUGUAUGUAUUGGAAGGUGCAUAAUGACUAGCUCAUGAUAGUUUCUUGAUUCUUACUGCUGUUAUAGUUUUAUCUC